GCCCUUAGGGAGGUUGCUGAGGAGGUUUGUGAGGUCUUACCCACUCUGGGCAGCAUCAAGAGAGCAUGUUAGCCUGCACCAGUUGUCCUUGGGGAUGCUGAGCAAGUCCUGCGUCCGUUCACGAAGAGGAGGCAGCUGCAAGAGCCAUGGGGAUCUCGAGGGCGAGCGGCACAAAGGCACCAGCGAAGGCGAAGAGCAGCAUUAGCCGGAAACACAAGAGUGAGUUGGACAAGGGGCAGGAUGUGCCGAAGAUGCCCAGAGGAAAGGCUGUGAGGAAGGAGCUGGAGGAAACUCUGUGCACGGAUCAGGCCCCUGCCUCAAAAGGGAAGAAGAAAACACCCAAAGUCAAGGAGAAGCCACUGCAGGAAAACAUCAUCAGCAGAAGCUCUCUAAAGCAAGAGGCUGCAGAAGGCAAAGGUCCUAGCUCAACUCCGUGUGAUGGGAUCCGAGUGAAAGAGGAAGCCGUGUCUGAACCGGAGCAGCCCAAACCCACGCUCCGCCAAGGGCCGGCUCCGGGACAAGAGGGUGCCUCGAGGUCAGAGCAUGAGCCCCGGAGAGCGGGAACAGCAGCAGGACGGAGGAUCCCAGCACCCCAGAAGGUGCCGAGGCAGCGGGAGAUGAGAUGGGACGGUGCUAACGGCGAGGUGGCAUCCGUCCAUGGAGAGCCGGGGGUUUCGGGGGAGGUCGUUGCAGACGAAGCGGGUCUGGACGUGGAGGAGAGGAGAGAGGAGGAGCUGGACUCCCCUCGCCUGGAGCCGGGUGCCCGAGGCCCGAAGAGGAAACGGGGAGGAAACGGAGAAAAGCAAGAGCGAAGAAAGCGGCAGGGGAGGGGACUGAUGAGAAAAGAUGCCGAUGAGGAGGAGGACAAGUUGGAGGAAGGGGACCUGGGGACCCGAGCAGAGGAGCAGGGUGCUGGCGAGGGAAGGAACAGGGGAACGGAGCAGGGAAAAGCUGGGAGGACAACCAGGAGGUCCAGCCCCAUCCCAGGAAGGGGCAAUGGGGCUGGCGGCAGCAGGGAAAGGGCCGGUAGAGGGGAUGGGGAGAGAGGGGGCGAGGAUGGAUGGGGGGAGCAAGAUGGGGCUGACAAUGGGGGACAGGCAGGACCGAGCCGGGGGAAGAAAAGGCCGGAGAAGGUGAAGGCGGAGAAGAGCAAAAAGGUGAAAUCAGAGCGGGGGAAGAGCAGGGAGAGGGAGGAAAAGGGGGGAAGGAAAAAAGUUAAAAAGGAAAAAAUUUCAGAAGCAGAACAAAAUGUAGAAUGGGCAGAUGAGGAACAGGAGAAACAAGAAGGAGAGAGACCAGGAGGGAGUAAGGGGAGGGUUGGGAAAGGGAAGGAGAGUGAAGAUGAAAAGGGAAUCAAGCAGGAGGAGGAAGAGGAGGAUGAGCAAGGGGGCGAAGGACAGGAAACAAUCUGGAGCACGGACCUUGGGCAAGAGGUGAAAGAGGAGGGUGAUGCGGAGACAGAAGUGCCAGAGAAAGACAAAAAGCGGAAAGCUAAGGCGAAAAAGCCAAAGGAGGAAACAAAAGAGAAGGGGAAGAAGAGCAAAGAGAAGAGCAAGGAGUCAGAUGCCCCGGAGAAAACCCGGAAAAGGAAAUCCAAGGAAGAAGGAGAAGAGAAGAACAGCAAAAAAACUAAAAAGGAGGAAAAAGAGAAAGAAAAAAAGAAAGAAGAGACACAAAACAAAUGGAAAUGGUAA
Dromaius novaehollandiae (emu) is the source of this 1694-nucleotide messenger RNA. Its product is annotated as ABC transporter F family member 4-like. Bases 147 to 1694 code for a protein of 515 amino acids. The transcript has 8 exons. The record is from RefSeq and is a predicted model, not a curated record. Lineage: Eukaryota; Metazoa; Chordata; Aves; Casuariiformes; Dromaiidae.